AUGAAUUAUCCAAGCUACUUAUUUAGAACUGUCAAGAGUGUGCAGAAUCCUAAUAUUGCGCGAGCUGGCGUCUAUCGGGCUGCUGUUGGGAACUUUGAUUACUACUUUGGACUUAAUACUACAGAGGAAAACGUUGCAUAUUUCAUCACUGGGAACCUUCCUCCACGGCGUACCAAUGCAUCUAGUUGGCUUCGAAUUGCUCCUCAUUUGCCAGAUCUUGCGCCCAUUGUGGAGCGAUUUGCAGGAGCAAACCCAGAAACUGAUGAACGUGUUUUCAUUUCUGAUGUAACUUCGGAAUGUCGAGAGCUUCGUGAAAUGAUUUCGCCGAGUUUUGAAUGGAGCAUCUUGACAAGUGUUGACUCAUUGCAACUGGGGGAUGAAUUGUUUCAUCUCAAGUCACACGUAGGUGAAAAGACCGUACAUUAUGCUAUUUGUGACGGGAACGUAAGCUCUACAUUCAGCGAAUUGGUAUUGGUUAAGGCUGACGGUGGUACCCAGGAGGCGUUUAAACGAUUUGCUGACGCGGGUGCUUAUCUUGCAGUUGUUUCACCGGUUCUCUGUGGCGCCGAAUCAGCUCCCGUUGAGGUCUCUUUGAAGGCUCUGGAGCAGUUGGCUAAAAACUAUGUAGGCGAUAGUGUCAUUCGUCUGGAUGGAAAAUGGGUCCCAUUCAACUCACCCAAUUUCCUUCGGCUGAUACAGACGACCACCAUCAAGGUCUCCAUCCUUAACCGGUCAAACUUCACCAUUUGCUUUACACAAGGCGGUUUCCUGUGCAUAAUUGAUGUCAACAUUUACGAGAUAGGAUCCGACAGUACUAUUUCGCCUUCCAGUGGAUUCUAUGACCACCGAACAGGGAAGCUAACGCUCCUGCCCAACAUCUAUCACCGACCUGUUGUUAAGCUACUGGCUUUCCAGGCAAGCUCAGACGCGACUUUCCUGCCUUCACUUGAAAACAGCAACUUCUCAGUAGCCAUACAGAUGAUCCAAGAAAUCUUCACUACUAAAGUACCCUACGAUUAUGAGAUUGUCCCAAUGCCCUACAACAAGGAUGUAACCAUUCAAGGCGCUGUCGAAGACUACUUGAGUCGGUCGAAUGUCACGAUGGCGAUGUCAGCGUUCCCCUUGCCAAUGUUUGCGAGCACAACCGUCAGGCACACGGAGGCAGUUCUCUACGAUGGCGUUGUUAUGAUAAAAAGUCGAAAAAUGAACCAGCGAGCCUUAUUUCGUAUAUUCGAUUCACUCAGCGGUUACAUCUGGCUAUGCGUUUUCGCCUCUCUCAUUUUCGUUGCCAUCAUCUUUUUCAUAAUCAAAGUUGUCUACGAACAUCAAACUCGAGUCAUGGGCUUCGUGUCUGAGGAUCAGAAUAUUCCCCUUUUCAAGCGCUUCCUCAAUGUCAUCUUCCAGAACUUCUCUGCUGUUCUACUGGCUAAGAUGCUAGUGAAGCCGAAACAGACGUCACUACGGGUGCUGUAUCAGUCCUACUGGAUGGCCUCCAUCCUCUUCGUGGCAACGUACGCAGCCUCUCUGGCGGAGCAGCGUUUUGUGGCGCGCGAAACCAUGAUGCCCUUCAAGUCUCUCUAUGGCCUCCUCGAAAACAGGGUCAACUAUCGUUGGCUUUUCCUUCGCAACAGCUCCAUCGUCUGGAUGAUGCAGCAAUCACAAGACGACGCACUGAGGAGUUUGCUUAGCACUGCCGAGCGCGACUGGCCGAAGGAGAUGUACGCGGAGAGUGUUGGAGAAGUGGCUGCUCGUAUGGCAGCCAACGACCACCUCAUCUUCAUCUCCAGUCGACUCGAGGCGAAGCAAAUCCUUAGCGAAGAGUGUGGAUUGGCAAAGUCAGGCCCUGUAGAAUACCUCUAUGCUCUGGGGUACUUUCUCUCGGGAAAGGACGAGUUUGCCAAGUUGAUGACUGAUCGAAUCAACGCCAUCAGCACGGAUCAGACCUUUAACUCCAUUGAAACGAGAGCUCUAGGCACGGGUGACUGUCCGCUUCCCUCGGAGAAGAUAAAUAUGCAACACAAUCCGUUCUCCCUCAGGGAGUUGGGUGGACUAUUUAUCAUUGUACUUGUUGGCAUAAUCAUCGCUUUCAUUGUCGCCGGUAUCGAAGCUGCCAUCGAGAAGUACCCUAUGUAUCGCCAGUGGAAAAAGGCAAGCGCACUUUUUUGCAAGUACACAACUUUUUACUUACAAGAUAAUGAUAUUCGCUUUGGGGAGACGUAUCCCGGUGAAGUGCUCGAUAUCCAGGAUGAUGGUAUUUGGAUUCGACUGCUGGAAAAUGAUACGACUGCUUUCGUCGACGCUAGCCGAAUAAAAACAGUAAGAGGCUCGGAUGGAAGGCCUCGUUUGGAGAUGGGUUCCUUCGUGAAGGCGACAUACAUGGGAAAUGACCCGCGCACCGCAGACCCUCUCUUCUCGGUCACCGAGGAGAAGACCUUCAGACCCGACGACGUCGUUCCACCCAAUAAUCAACCGCAUUAA
Molecule: messenger RNA, 2478 nt
Organism: Echinococcus granulosus
Lineage: Eukaryota; Metazoa; Platyhelminthes; Cestoda; Cyclophyllidea; Taeniidae
Product: glutamate receptor, ionotropic, invertebrate
Exons: 15
Coding region: 1-2478 (825 amino acids)
Cellular component (GO): membrane
Molecular function (GO): nucleic acid binding; ligand-gated monoatomic ion channel activity
Source: RefSeq, a predicted model, not a curated record